AUGGCUGAUACAUCUCGCCCCUCUUCGACAACCCCAGUGGAUGUUUCAACGCCAGAAGGUUUGAGAAAACAUAUUCGAACCGUUUUUGCGGACUGGCCACUUUUAUCCAAUGAGCUUUCAAAGAUCGCUGAUGAGGAUCUGAGAGACCCAUUUCUAGUCUCUCAAUUACCAGGAGAGGCGCAAGUAUAUUUUGGUUAUAUGUGCAAUACAAUUAACGAUUCACUUGGUGCUUAUCACGAUAUUCAAGUGAAUUUCGAUGCAGAAUUACAAAAUGAGAUAGCAGCUCGACAAACACUAGAGUGUCGACCACAAAAACAAGCACAACUGAUUGCAAAAUUGCAGCUACAGUUGUCCCAGCUCCCUGAUUCAACAGCAGAACCAAGACACCUUUAUCAACGACGACAAGCAUGUCAACCCCCAAAACCAUUCAAGGCGGAAACUGCAAGCGCUCUCACACUACGGGACGAGUAUUGUGCCUGGAAGCAAGACUUACGAAUUUUCUGGGCUGUAGACUCGACCGCUUUCGAUAACGAGAGAACGAAGCUUCUUCACAUGGUCUCUUUGCUUAAAGGCAAUGCACGCCAAGAACAACGCCAAGAUAUUGAUGAUAUUAUUCAAGAUAAAUCAGCAUACACAGCCGCCGAAUUGUUCUUCAAGAAGCUCGAUAGUCUCUAUAUUCCAGACGAAAGGGAACGCGAGGCUGCACUUCAAUUCGACAAACUCAGGAUGAAAGAGAAACAGGAUUUUUCGGCGUUCUAUACACAAUUAGAAUACCUCGGUAAUGCUUGCUACAAGUCACCCCGAGGAAUGGUAUUAGCAAUGAAACAAAAAGUCACCGACGAAUUGCAGCUCAUGAUCAUGACGGACGUCAACCCAUGUGCUAACGACGAUCUGGAUGGUUGGAGAAAGAAAUUUCAGAUUUGGUACCAGAAUUGUCGGGAGCAUAAAUACUACAAUACCUCACCUACUACAUCGGUCUAUCCUCGCCCAUCUGUUGCUCCGGCUCCUGUCAAUCCCACUUCCCCUAAUGACGCUAUCAGACUAAACGCAUUCCGUACACAGAAUAGAGAACAGCAACGACAAAGAGAACUUCGCUUGGGCCUUUGCCACUACUGCAAGAAAUCUGGCCAUUCAGUUUGGAAUUGCGAGUCAAAAAAGCAGGCUGAUGCGCAGAGGUCAGCCAGGGGUUAUAUACCAGGAUUUCAAGGCGGUGGAUACAAUCAAGUUUCUGGUCGAGGUAAUUUUCAGUCGUCUACAAGAAGAGACUACUAG
This is a messenger RNA of Botrytis fragariae, 1272 nucleotides long. RefSeq lists its product as uncharacterized. NCBI's taxonomy places the organism in Eukaryota, Fungi, Ascomycota, Leotiomycetes, Helotiales, Sclerotiniaceae. The record is from RefSeq and is a predicted model, not a curated record. Gene Ontology annotation, molecular function: nucleic acid binding; zinc ion binding. The coding region runs from base 1 to 1272 and encodes 423 amino acids. The transcript has a single exon.